AACAAGACUGUCAUGCUUUUGUUUUGCGUCGCUUGGUGAUGACGCAAUAAUCAGCCUACCUGUAGUUCCUUGCCACACGGCGUUAAUGGUGGUGAACACGCUAACUAAGUUCCCGAGUAAAGCCGGAGAGCCCUCACAGCACUAAUCUGUUGGCGUUUCAUCGGGUAAAGUGUGACAUUUUGUGCGAAGUUAAUGUCUCUCGGUGGCGAAAGGAGGAAGAAGACCGUAGUAUGUGAUGCUACUAGCUAAAGCUGCUAAUUCACGUGCUGGUGUAGCGCCAUUAUUUUGAAUUGACUGUUUACAACUACGUAGAUUUGAUUGAUUGCUUAGCUGCAUGGCUGCUAGCAAGAUGAAGUUAGAGCUGUCUAGGGUGCUUCAGGGAGGAAGCCGCCUGGGUGUUCUGAAGGGGCUCGGCAAGACAGGGCAGCACUCCUUGGAGGUACCUGGAUGUCUGCUGUACACACACUGUGGUACAGUGCCUCACCUCACCCAGGAGACACUGCACAGUCUGGACAAGCUGCCCUCUGUCACUCAGGUCACACUGUCACACCUGGCAGAGCACCAGGAAGUGUUGGAGGAGUUUAAGGAAGGAUUUAAGAACUUUUCAGGUCUUCAUGACACAGUGUUGUACUGCUCGCUGCACGACCCCGCAACCCCCUGCCCCACGGGUUACACCACUAACAAGACUGUGUCUGUAUGGGGCAGCGGCGGACGCAUCGAGCUGACGGUGGCAAAGUACAUGGCCCUGCAGAGGCACGUGCAGCCCGACUGGUACCUGAGCAUGGCGGAUGGCGAGACCUGGCAGGACAACACCUCCCGCAAGAGGGUGCGCAAGGCGGUGGACCGGAGCCUCGCUCACUUGGACGAGUGCCUGCGUGUGCAGCAAGCGUCGCAGGAGCUGCAGGGAGUGGAGUUGUGGGGGGCGGUGCAGGGUGGAGACAUCCUGGAGGAGAGGCUGCAUUCCGCCAGGGAGACCGCCAAGAGACCCGUGGCCGGCUUCUGCCUGGAUGGCCUCCAGACGGGCUGCGUGGACAUGGCGCUGAGGAGCCAGCUCAUCACGGCGGUGAUAAAGGAGCUGCCCGAGGACAAACCCAGGCUGCUGCAGGGCGUCGGGCGACCUGACGAGGUGCUGGUGUGCGCGGAGGCCGGCGUGGACCUGUUUGAGGGCUUUUUCCCCUUCCAGGUGACCGAGCGAGGCUGCGCUCUGUGCUUUGGCUUUGAGACCACUACAGACCCGGAGAGCGCAGUGCUGGAGGAGAAGCUGGUAGGGGAACAGCAGCAGAAUGGAGACCACAACACAAGUGAAGGUCCAACACAGAUGACGUCCUUUGAGAUGGAUCUUAAAGACAAAAGGUACCGAGACGACUUUGGGCCCCUGGUCGAGGGGUGUGGCUGCUACUGCUGCCAGAACCACCAGAGAGCGUACCUUCACCACCUUCUGGUGACCAAUGAGCUGCUGGCGGGCGUCCUGCUCACCAUCCACAACAUGGCCCACUAUCUGGGCUUCUUCAGAGCCCUCAGAGGAGCUUUGGCCCGCAAUGAACUGGACCUCCUGAAAAGGCGCGUACUCGCGCCAACAAGAACAAAAGCUUCAGGCACACAAAUCAGAUAGAUGAGAUAGAUUGGGCCUGGAGGAGAGGUUUGGUCACGGAUCAGCAGAUUGGCUUUGCCGUGCAGAGGCAAUCAAAACUUUUUUCUUUUUUCUUGGAGUCUUAGUGGUGGUCUUCGGAUGCUCCGCCUUACACUACACAGCCCUCUAGUUUGUCCAAGCAAAGGACAGUCCCUGACACCUUUUGCCUUUUUGUUGUGCUGUGUUACGUCAGGAUGCCUAAGGGCAGCCUACGUAUUGAUCCCAGCAGAUGGAGUGAGCAGCAGUUUGCAUAGCGAUAGAAAUGUGAGGACGGUGGAUGGCCGACUAUUGACUAUAAGUGCUCUGAUUGCAGCUCAGCACGUGAUGAAUAUGUGUGUGUGCAGCACAGGCACAACUGGAGCUAUAAAUAAUCAAAUCAUACCCGUUUGUUUGCCAGCGAGCAGCAUGAUGCAACAAUCACAUAUGCAACUUCCAGGGGAGUUUAGUGAAGGAGUAGGGCAGGGGCCAAGGAAAAAGCCAGGACAUUUUGGUGCAGAUUCAGCACCUUAUCUUCCUGACUUUCCUCCAUUUAUUACUGAAUAAUGCUUAAAUCUUAAUGACAAAAUGCAGGCAUAAGAAGGUGAGUAUCCACAUCUGUGUGGGUCCACGUUAGCAUUGGUAGGCCAUGGGGGAGGUCUGCGGAAUACUGUACUAUGGGCUGUUUUAGUUUUUUUUCCAGAUAAAAUCUACAACCUUGUGCCCUUGAUUUAUUGUUUUUUUUUCUUCCAGCUGCAGUCAUUUCUUGUGUCAACGCCUCAUUUACGCGCCAUGCUGUUUAGUUGACAAGUAUGCUGCUCUUUCGUUUUGGGUUUAUUCUCGUUUUAAUCGAGGGGAGGUGAAGUGAAGGUUUGAGCUGACAGCUGAGAAAGGAUAAAGAUCAGAUAAAGAUGGCGGCCUCCAUCCAUGCAGGGAGGCUCCUUGAAGGCAAGAGGAUUUAACUGAAUGAAUGUAGUUUGGCACACAAGCAGUCUUUUUCGCUGUAACGCCUCAAUUUGUCCCCCUCCCACCAUUAAAAAUCCAUGGAAUUUGCAAGGUGGAGAAGUGGCACGGACCUCCAGAAUGUUUUAUUUUUACACUUUUAAAGACGGCUGAGCGACUUCAGUGAGGAGAAGGACGUCAAGUCAAUCCCUGCAGAUUAGGCAGUAAAAAUAGAGCAAUACUGUCCUCCUUACCUGGAAUAGCUGCUAGUGAAAUUCACGAGACGUCUGAGUGGAGGCCAAUCCACCGUGCUCGUACAGUGUGUGCAUGUAACACCUGAGUGUGUGUGCGCCGCAAAUUACAAACCACGGAGAGCUUCAGCAAAAAAAAGCACACAAUUCUCAUUCACACACAAAAGAUGUGCUUGUCACCCUGUGUGACAGUGGGUUGCACUUCCCAGGAAAAGAGGUCAGACUCACAGUCAGCAGGCGGUCCUCAUAGCUUGUUUCAACCAAUUAGAAGUUAUUUGUUGUUGUUUUGUCUCUUGCUGCCAUGUGGGCUAUACUUUUUAUCUGCAGCCAGAUGGCUAUCUGCCACGGCUCUCUCACAAAACAAGCACGCCUCAUAAAGCCAAAGCUUUAGCGUGCGCCUCGUUGGAGGAAAUGAUGCGCGGCAAAGUGAGAUUGUGAUAUCUCCGCAUUGGCUAUAGUGUUUUUAUAUUAAAGAAUCCAGGGAUGCACCAAACACUUAAACAAUGCAGUCAUGUCAUGUUUGCUUGGCCACUUUUUGCUAGGCAGGAUUAAUCAGAGGGUGUGUGUGUGUGUGUGUGUGUGUGUGUGUGUGUGUGUGUGUGUGUGUGUGUGUGUGUGUGUGUGUGUGUGUGUGUAUGUAUGUAUGUGUAUAUACAUAUAUGUGUGUGUGUGUAUAAACACUCCUGAUCAAAAUCUUAAGACCAGUUGAAAAAUUGCUAGAAUUUGCAUUUUGCACAUUUGGAUCUUAAUGAGGUUUUAUGUAGAGCUACAACAUGCAAAAACAAGAAGGGGGAGUGAGACAAAAACCAUUUUGAAAAAGUCAAUUUAUUGAAAUAGGCUGUUUAUGAGCUGAUCAAAACACAGGCUAUAAAAGCCAAAAAUCUCCUCCAAAUUUUCAUUUUCUGUGAGGCAUUCACACAGUCAUGCCCUCCUGAUGGCUAAAGCUAAGAAGCUUUCUCAUUUUGAACAUGGUCGGAUUGUCGAGCUGCAUAAACAAGGCCUCUCGCAGCAUGCCAUUGCUGCUGAGGUUGGGAGCAGUAAAUCUGUCAAUCUACUUUUUUUGAAAGAUCCUGAGCAUUGUGGAACAAAAAGGUCAAAUGGUAGACCCAAAAAAAGUCACACCUCGCUGAGCCGGAGGAUCCGAUUGGCUGUCCAUCAAGACACAGGGCGGUUUCCACCCAAGUUAAGGUCCUUACUGGUGCCGACUGCAGCGCAAUAACCAUCAGACGUCAUCUGCGGGAAAAGGAUUUUAAAAAACAAAAAAUGAAUUCAAAGACUUCGUCUCCUUCAACGCCACAAAAGUGCCCCUUUAGUCUUUGCCAGGGAGCAUCAAACAUGGGUCAUUUAAAGGUGGAAAAAAGUUUUAUUCUCUGAUGAGAAAAAAUGGAACCUUGUCGGUCCAGAUGGCUUCCAACGUUACUGGCAUGACAAGGAGAUCCCACCUGAGAUGUUUUCUACCCGGCACAGUGGAGGGGGGUCCAUCAUGAUUUGGGGUGCUUUUUCAUUCAGUGGAACACUGAAGCUUCAGGUGGUGCAGAUGUUUACGUGCAGAUGUUGCAGCGGGCAUCCCUCAUGACUGAGGGCCCUCGUCUGUGUGGUAACAGCUGGGUUUUUCAACAGGACAACGCUGCAGUUCACAAUGCUCGCUUCACCACGGACUUCUUCAGGUAGAAUAACAUCACUCUUUUGGACCAUCCUGCAUGUUCCCCUCAUUUAAAUCCCAUAGAGAACAUUUGGGGAUGGAUGGCAAGGGAAGUUAAAAAUGGCCAUCAGUUCCAGACAGUUGAUGGCCUUGGUGAAACCAUCUUCACCACUCGGAGCAAUGUUCCCCCUAGCCUCCUGGAAACACUCGCAUCAAGCAUGCCCAAACCAAUUUUUGAAGUGAUUAACAAGAACGGUGGAGCUACUCAUUGCUGAGUCCUACUGAGAACAUUUUCUGUUUUGGUUUGGAGAGUUUUUUGUUAUUUUUUGAGCGAUGGUCUUAAACUUGUGAUCA
This is a messenger RNA of Dunckerocampus dactyliophorus (ringed pipefish), 4795 nucleotides long. RefSeq names its product queuine tRNA-ribosyltransferase accessory subunit 2 (gene qtrt2). Bases 335 to 1612 code for a protein of 425 amino acids. NCBI's taxonomy places the organism in Eukaryota, Metazoa, Chordata, Actinopteri, Syngnathiformes, Syngnathidae. Gene Ontology annotation, molecular function: tRNA-guanosine(34) queuine transglycosylase activity. The transcript has 8 exons. The record is from RefSeq and is a predicted model, not a curated record.